GUUUUGUUUCACGCGUGUUUGAUUGUACGCCAAAAUAUUCUUCGCUCUGUGUAAAUUAAUUAUUCGAAUUAUGUUUUUCAUACUUUUAAGAUAAAGAUAUUGAAUCAUACUACUGUUACGAAUUGCAAUCGAUUAAUGUUUAUAGAAAAAAUAAUUCGGGAUUUAAAAUUUUGUUGGUAAAGAAAAACUUUGUACGAGCAACAUAGAUGUUAUAUAUUUAACCUACAAUCUUAAUAUUGAAUCAUAAUUGAGCCAAGAUAUUUGAUUUCUGUCACCCUUUUAAGACCAAGUUCAGUAUUUACUGCACUCGCUGUUGGUCCAUUUUCUCCCACAGUUUUUGCCUUCUUUAAUUUCGUAAAUAUCUGGUAUUUUAAGAAACUGCUGCAACAUGCAGGAAAUAAUUCCUGGUUUGUACUUGGGUUCUGUUUUUACUGCUAAAGAAUCAAAACUUAGUCAACUGUUAAAAAUUGGCAUUACUCAUGUUGUUUGUGCACGACAUGAAAAGGAAACAACAUCAAAAUCUGGAAACUUUCCAGAAAAUUUUGAGUAUCUGGUGAUCAGUUUCUUAGAUGGCAACAUCAUACCUGUUUUUCCUAAGGUUAAUAACUUCAUAGAAAAGUGUUUCAGGUCUGGAGGUAAAGUACUAGUUCAUGGAAAUGUUGGAGUGUCUUGUAGUGCUGCCCUAGUCAUGGCCUAUCUAAUGGAAAACAAAGCCCUAUCUUAUAACGACGCGUAUUCGUUGAUAGUAUCAAAAAGACAUUGUGUUCAAAUGACUACUGAUUGUGUCAACCAACUUAAGGAGUAUGAACCCAUUUACCAAGCUAGAAGUACAUAUUCUAGAGGCCAUACAUCUAAACUGUCAGAUGACCAAGGCAAACUAAAAAGAAGAUAUGAUGAGGCCAUAGACUCAGAAACAAACAACCGUAUGGAGGUUUGUGAAGAAACUCAAGCAUGACAUUGACACUUCUGUUCGCAAAACACCAUCCAACACUGCCAGUAAUUUGCGUACCUGAAACCUAAUCCAUGAGCUUCAGAGAUCUUCCAGAACUACAUUUUCAUUUACACUGAAGGUACGCAACUCUCAUUAUCAUACGAAAGGCCUUAUUUUCAUCGAAUAUCAUAACUGACGAGUAAAAGCACACAAAAAUCCCAAAACUUUUCUUCGUGUUUCUACGCCUGCCAAAUAUUGUACAUAGUUAUGUUUUAAAUGCUAUUUAUUUUUAACGUAACUUGUUUUAAUUACAUUUGUGUCGUACUAAAUUUUGUAUAUGUGUAUAGUCUUAUGUUGUGAUUCAUGUUUACGUGUCUUUUCAUAAGGACGAGUGUAGAUGACCAAAUAGGCAGGUCUAUUUUUUAUAUAUAUAUAUUACAUGUUUUCUUACCAAGCAAAACAUUUUAAUACUUGUGUUCUUAUCAUAUCUAGUUACUUUAAUUACAUUCAUAUUAAUAAAAAUUUAUAUGUAUUUUAACAUAUUGGUUACCUUCUAAUAUAUACUUAAUUUUAAGUAACUUUUUACCACCCGCGUAUUUGAAAUUAAACUUAAGCUGAAACUCUACAUCUUUAAACACUUGUAUUUCUUUGGCAGAUCACAUCAACUAAAUUUGGCAUGUUAAUAUUAUGCAAAACAAAAUUAUUUGCCCAUUCAGCAACAUAUUUCUGAAUUUAAACUACUUGUCUUUUUCAUGAACUGAGUUGUUUAUUAAUGACAUUUUGAGGGAACGCUUUUACAAGUUAUGGUAGUUACAAAUAACCGAAGGCAUAAUGUCCAAAAUCCCUCUUUUUCCACCUUCUAUAAGAAUAUUUUUAUCUAUGAUUAUGUUUUAUUUUCAAAAUAUCUAAAUAAGUUCAUAAAGUGGCUUCUUUGUCCCUUAGUGACCUUGGGAAGAAGGAAAAAAAAAUUCAUAUUAGUGCCUGCCAGUUUAAAUGUGGGCAUAAAGGAAUAGGUUUAAUCUUUUUUCCAAAGGAGAUGAAGCCCAUUUUAUCCGUGUAGAAAGUCAAGAUAAUCUGCUCUCUACUAUAUAUUUUUAACUGAUUGUGCCAUGAUUUGAUGUUUUAUAAAAACAAGAUUAGCUUGUUACUAAUUUCCAUUUAUAAAAUUGAAUAUUUCCAACUUAUUCUGGGGUAUAUCUCGUCCACUCUUAAGGCAAGUUGUAGAAGUAAAAAAAAAGUAAUUUAAAAUAAUCAUUCAGGUCUAAAAAUGUAAUAUACCACUUGAUUGUUUCCACACUCAUAAUAUUUUAGAGAAAGUUAACUUGAAAAAAGUCCAUGCAAUUAUCUAUUCUAAAUUUUUAGGACUCUUAAGAAAGAAAAAAAUAACGCCAAUGAUUAAGUUUUCCAAUACUGGGAUUUUUAUGGGUGAAUUGAAGAGGGUUUCACUUAUUUUUUAGAAGACACAUACAUUAUAACAAAUCUCAUGGUGGGGUUUUGUUGUUUCAAAAUAAUCAAUUAUAAAACAGGGGUCUGUCCGGGCCAAAUUUA
Molecule: messenger RNA, 2479 nt
Organism: Parasteatoda tepidariorum (common house spider)
Lineage: Eukaryota; Metazoa; Arthropoda; Arachnida; Araneae; Theridiidae
Source: RefSeq, a predicted model, not a curated record